Messenger RNA from Ipomoea triloba (trilobed morning glory), 1520 nucleotides. RefSeq lists its product as uncharacterized. The record is from RefSeq and is a predicted model, not a curated record. The transcript has a single exon. Lineage: Eukaryota; Viridiplantae; Streptophyta; Magnoliopsida; Solanales; Convolvulaceae. Bases 137 to 856 code for a protein of 239 amino acids.
AUCAGAUCAGACUGUUGCUUAGCUUGCAUAUUUGAUCGAUCUAGCUUUCAGUGUGCAAUACCAAAAAUUGGAACUACAUAUAUAUUCUUACCAUCCAGCAAAUUAAAUUAAAGAUUGGAAUUGAGAGAUAGAUUAGAUGGGUUGUGUUGCUUUAACUUCUCUGAUUAAAACCAUUGAGAUUGAGUUUCUUGGGCAAACACCAAGGGUAAGCCUGUCUCUCCAUCAUCAUCAUCGAGCAGGAAUCGAGUCUUUCCUUGAAAACCUUUCUACUUUGCGAGCCCUUCUCCAGGUAGAAUCCAGUGGUGAUGGUGGUGCACUCAAAGUCAGAGAUUUAGAAAUGGAAAUCAGAGACUUUGCACUCAAAGCUGAAGACGACAUUGAACUACACCUUAGCAACAUCCUUCUCGCUCAUCAACACGGAGGAGAAAAAGCUGCAGCUUGCCAUCAACUCCUCCAUCAAACUUUGCAAGAAGCUGCAAAAAAUGUAACAGACCUGUUAGAGUCAUCAAAAAUGAGUAGUGCUACUGUUGCUUUAACUAUUCUCCUCAAAAAAAUUCAACACUUCCCAACGGUGUUUGGUUGUGAUGGAACAGCAGAAUUCUCACAACAGCUUUAUACACUGCGAGACUGCUUAUUUCAGGAGAGGAAUUCCAAUAUUUCUGGUGCUGGAAUCAAAAUAUUGGAAACCAAAAUCAGAAACUUCGCACUCAAAACUGAAGAUGACCUCCAUACAACAAAAAGACUUCCUUCUAGACAAACACACCAUACAUCAACAAAAACCUUCCCAGAAACUCCGUCACACCUUGCAAGAAGCAGCAGAAAGCGCAAGAGAGUUGUUGAACAUAAUCAACUGUAGUAGAAGCAGCAAUCAAGUUGAUGAUGAUGAUGAUGAUGAGGCAAAUCAAAUUCAACCAUCAAAUACUUGGUUAAAACAUUCUAUCGCUGCGAAUGUUGAGUCUGAUGGAUCCACCUCGUAUGGCUUUAUAAAGCCUGAGGGCAGAAUGGUUGGUCGUGACCAUGAUUGUACAGUCAUAACGAAACAACUCUCUUCUGGUGAUUGUGGACUAAAUAUAAUCUCAAUUAUUGGAAUGAUGGGUAUUGGAAAGACGAAUGUUGCAAGAAAUGUGUAUGAAGAUCUAUCAGUUGCAUCCUAUUUCAAUGUAAGAGGUUGGGUUACUCUACCCCAUCCUCCACACUACAAUAAGAGCAGAAUGCUAAGCCAACUUCUUCAGUCAAUUACACCAGUAGAAGAGCCAAAUGUAAUUAAAAAGGGAAGCACUCCUCAUGAACUACAAAUGCAGGUACUCAAAUGCUUUCGUGGUAAGAAGUAUCUAAUUGUUUUGGACAACAUUAUGAGCCAGCAAACUUGGGUCCAAGCUUGGAUUGACAUCAUGAGCUUGUUUCUUCAAAUGGAUUAGUUGGAAGUUACAUAUUACUAACCACUAGACACAACUUCAACCUAACUGUCCACGCGGGGAGAUAUUUCCAUAUCCGCCAUAAGAUGACUUUGCUAGAUCCAA